Molecule: messenger RNA, 1651 nt
Organism: Phanerochaete carnosa HHB-10118-sp
Lineage: Eukaryota; Fungi; Basidiomycota; Agaricomycetes; Polyporales; Phanerochaetaceae
Exons: 5
Coding region: 545-1513 (322 amino acids)
Source: RefSeq, a predicted model, not a curated record
GGUUCAGUCGCCUGAAGGCUUACACACGAGUACGAUACGUGCAGAAUUACAGUAACAGCGACUUCGUCGGUCCAAUCUACCACAUUGACCGCGCAAGCUCGCAUUCCCGAUGGUAUCGGCAAUUCGAAGCGAGGUCCGAGAGCGCGAUCCCGCCGAGGACCUGGUCGCUUCAGGCUACAAUGACUCGACGUGGGUGUCUCCGCGGCUAUUUUGCUCCUUCUAAUGGAGUUUUUUGACGCUACCCGUCCCUGUCGCUUGUUUCAUGGACGCCGGAACGCGCGUCCUGCCAUUAACUCGGUCUUAGCGUUGACGUACGCGUGCACGAUAACACUUCUGCUUAUAUUGAAAGCAAAAAGAUCUUGUAUCCCGACAUCCGACGGGAACUUGGCCUCCUGGCGCAAUUCGGUACCGAGGAUGGCACUUGCGCUCAAGAGCCGGCGCCCCUGUCAGUAGGAAGAAUAUAAAGAAUACCCUUCGCGAUGGCAGAGAUCAACAGCACUCGCGUUCUACUUUCAUCUGCCGCACUGUCGUACUGCACUUCAGAAUGUCUACUCGCGUUCCUUUGGUCCUUGGAGCCGGCCAAUUCGGCGCCGUUAACACUGGCGAACGAGUCUCUAAUCCCGCCGUUGCACAAGAGCUUGUCGACCUUAUGGUCAAUCACGGCUAUACCGGCAUCGACACAUCACGUGCUUACUGCGAUGGCACCUCCGAGAAGUUCCUGAGCGGUCUGGACCUCAAAGGAGUCGCACGUAUUGAUAGCAAGGUUUACUCUGUGAACCCUGGCGAUCACUCUCCUGAGAAAGUGAAAGGGAGUUUCAAGGCGUCCGUUGAAGCCUUGAACGGCAAGAAGAUCCGCGUGUAUUACCUGCAUAUCCCUGACCGCAGUGUCCCCUUCGAGGACACACUCGAAGCGGUCAACGACAUCUACAAAGCUGGUGGAUUCGAGGUUUUUGGCUUGAGCAACUACAUGGCCUUCGAGGUAGCGGAGAUCGUGGGAAUCUGCAAGCUCCGUGGCUUUGUCAUGCCCACCGUGUACCAGGGCGUCUACAACCUCAUCGACCGGCUCACUGAAGACGAGCUCUUCCCGUGCCUGCGCAAGUUCAACAUCAAGUUCGCGGCGUACACGCCUCUCGCAGGCGGCUACCUUACGGAGCGCUUCUUCAUCCCUAAUGCCGACAACAAAGACAUCCCGUUGUCAAAGUUCGGCCCGGACUCCAAGUCCGCGUGGUUUUACACCGGCAGAUACUAUCCCGCAGCAUCUGCUGUUGCAGAGCUGAAGGAGGUCUCACGCGCGCACGGCCUGACUCUCAACGAAGUUGCGCUGCGUUGGCUGCAGUGGCACAGCAAGUUACAACCAGAGGAUCUUGGCGUCAUCGUGGGUGCAAGCAAGAAAGAGCAGCUCCAGACUACUCUGGAUGAUAGCGCGAAGGGCCCUCUACCUGACGCCGUCGUCGAGGCCUGCGAUGCCACUUGGAAGAAGGCGCGCGGCGCAAUUGCGCAAUACUGGAUCUAAGUGAAACAGUGAGCCGUCAGGUGUCUGACCUCUCUCCAUUGGCUAGAAUAUUCUUAUCGUCAUCGAUAGACCCCGCUCAGCUAUCGCACGGUGUUCUUGGUUGUUGUUUUCAGAUAAUUCUGAGUAAAUAUAGGCUAC